Sphenostylis stenocarpa is the source of this 1131-nucleotide messenger RNA. Lineage: Eukaryota; Viridiplantae; Streptophyta; Magnoliopsida; Fabales; Fabaceae. The record is from the annotation of a GenBank genome assembly.
AUGGCAGUACCACGAACACUCGCAUCUUCCAUUCUUCAUUCCCACACACUGCCACGCGCGCCAUGCCGCUUCCGCUUUCGUUUUCGCUUUCCCUCAACUUUCUGCACUCUCACGUUUUCCCCUUCCAAUUUUCCCGCUAAAUCUUCUUCGCGCCUCACCGUCUUCUCCGCCUCAUCCACCGAGCACCACCACGGCACAUCUCAAGACCUCGCCAUCCUUCUCGAAGUCGACGGGGUUCUUUUGGACUCGCACCGCGUCGGAAAUCGCAUUGCCUUCAACAAAGCGUUCGAGAGGCUUGGACUCGAUUGCGCCAACUGGACUGAACCUGUCUAUUCGGAUCUUGCGAAGAGAAGUGCUGGAGAUGAAGAAAGGAUGGUGUUUCUGUAUUUUAAUCGUAUUGGGUGGCCUGCUUCGUUACCCACCAAUGAGCAGGGACUGUUUGCGAAAAGAGUUUUGCAGCAAAAGGAAAAGGCAUUAGAAGAGUUUGUGAUAUCAAAGAGUCUACCUUUACGACCUGGUCUUGAACAGUUUAUUGAUGAUGCAUAUAAUGAAGGAAUUCCAGUGGUAAUAUUAACGGCCUACAGUAAAAGUGGUGAUAGUAUUGCUGGGGCUGUAAGGGGUGGGGUAGGGUCCAUUAUGGAAAAGCUUGGUGAUCGAAGCAUAAAGGUCAUCGUUGUAGGGAAUGAGGAGGUUGAUCAAAGUUUAUAUGGACAACUAGUCUCGGGAAAGGUAAUUGCUUCUGAUUUGGAUGAAGAGAUUGCCAAGGAAGCCAAGAGAGCUGUUUUUGCUGAAAGACAAAGACUAGCUAAGGAGGUAGCGUCUAUGCUAAAAUUGAGCGUUGAGAUUGAUACCAACUCAUCUGAAAGUCUAGCUAAGAUUGUGGCUGCACUACGUGCGGGAGCAGAGUAUGCAGGGUUACCCGUCUGCGACUGUGUCCUUGUUGCUGGAAGCCAAUCUGGUGUAUCUGGAGCUACACAGGUGGGAAUGCCCUGUGUUGUUUUACGAAGCAGUUUGACAUCUAGAGCCGAGUUUCCAUUGGCAAACGCUACAGUGGAUGGAUUUGGAGGUGCAGAUCUAACAAUUUCAAAAUUACGUAAUCUACGCCCAAAGAAAGUACAAGGAAAGGACUGA